CUAGGGUUGAGUGAUGGCUUGACAGUACCAUUCGCCUUGACUGCCGGCCUAGCGGCUCUGGGUGACACGAAGAUUGUGGUAUUCGCUGGACUGGCAGAGCUUAUGGCUGGAAGUUUGAGUAUGGGUAUUGGAGGUUACUUGGGAGCUAGUGGUGAAGCCCAAUCUGCAGCAACGACGAAAGCGAACACAAUCGCAAUGGUGCACACUUCGCCUGCUGAAGCGAGGGCCGCAGUAGCAUCGACACUAGAAGGCUAUAUCUCGGAAACUCUGCUAGAUGCUGUGGCAGACGACAUUACUGCGAAUCACGACAAGACCAUUGCUUUCUUGCUGGAACAUCAACAUCGAUUUGAAUCUGCUGAUGUAUCGCCGCGGCUGUAUACGAGCGCACUAUGCAUCGCGUUUGGAUACUUCUUCGGUGGCUUAAUACCUCUUUUACCAUAUAUCUUCUUUGCUGAUGGAACAGUCGCCUUGAUCUGUUCUGUGAUAGUGAUGAUGUUCACACUAUUCGGAUUCGGCUUAGGGAAGACUGCACUA
This is a messenger RNA of Aureobasidium subglaciale EXF-2481, 534 nucleotides long. RefSeq lists its product as uncharacterized. NCBI's taxonomy places the organism in Eukaryota, Fungi, Ascomycota, Dothideomycetes, Dothideales, Saccotheciaceae. Gene Ontology annotation, molecular function: manganese ion transmembrane transporter activity; iron ion transmembrane transporter activity. The transcript has 2 exons. The annotation marks the transcript as partial. Gene Ontology annotation, biological process: intracellular manganese ion homeostasis. The record is from RefSeq and is a predicted model, not a curated record. Gene Ontology annotation, cellular component: fungal-type vacuole membrane.